Messenger RNA from Cynocephalus volans (Philippine flying lemur), 384 nucleotides. Its product is annotated as large ribosomal subunit protein eL36-like. The record is from RefSeq and is a predicted model, not a curated record. Gene Ontology annotation, cellular component: cytosolic large ribosomal subunit; ribosome. The transcript is spliced from 2 exons. Gene Ontology annotation, biological process: cytoplasmic translation. Gene Ontology annotation, molecular function: structural constituent of ribosome. Lineage: Eukaryota; Metazoa; Chordata; Mammalia; Dermoptera; Cynocephalidae. The coding region runs from base 1 to 384 and encodes 127 amino acids.
AUGGCGACUGGUAAAAUCCUAGUGAAGCCCACAGCAGCCAGAGCUCUGCACUACCCCAUGGCCGUGGGCCUCAACAAGGGCCACAACGUGACCAAGAACGUGAGCAAACCGAGGUACAGCUGCUGUGGCGGGUGCCUCAACAAGGGUACAAAAUUCAUGCAGGAUGUGAUCCAAGGGGGGUGUGGCUCUGCCCUGUACGGGCACCGCACCGUGGAGCUGCUCAAGGUCUCCAAGGACAAAUGGGUCCUCAAGUUCAUCAAGAAAAGGGUGGGAACACACAUCUGCACCAAGAGGAAGCGAGAGGAGCUGAUUAAUGUCCUGGCCGCAAUGAGGAAAGCGGCUGCCAAGAAGGACUGUACCCCUUCUCCACUCUGUGCAGAAUAA